AUGUUCACCAGCGAGCAAGCUGAGCAGUUCGAAAAGCAGGGAUAUCUUUUGAUUCCGAAUUUUGUAAGCAGAGAUGAAACUAAGGCCCUCCUACAACGAUCUCAGGAACUAUUAGAACGUUUUGAUGUCAGUACUCAUCCGUUAACUCGUUUCACGACUAGCGAUAAGGCGCAUGUAGGAGAUGACUACUUUCUCAACUCUUCUGAUAAUAUAUCAUUCUUUUUCGAACCUGAUGCAUUUGAAGAUAUCAACGGUAGGCAAGAAUUAGUGAAACCAAAGGAGAAGGCGAUUAAUAAAUUUGGCCAUGGUCUGCACAUUUCUGACCCCCUUUUUCAUACGAUCACCGUCGAAAAUCCAAGAGUAAAGGAAGUUGUGAGUAUGUUGGGAUUUGAGCAACCAAAAGCCUUGCAGUCAAUGGUUAUUUGCAAGCAGCCUGAGAUCGGGGGAGCUGUUCCAUCCCAUCAAGAUAGUGUGUUUCUCUACACUGAGCCACAAACAGCGGUGGGAUUUUGGAUUGCGUUAGAAGAUGCUACUGCCGAAAAUGGCUGCUUAAGCUUUGCGUCUGGAUCACAUCGCACUCAUCCAAUUACGAAACGCUUCGUCCGUAAAUUUGAUAAGGAGACCGGUGAAGAGAUUGGAGGCACUGAUUUCAUAUUCUUUGAUAACCAUGAACAAUUGCAGAAUGAUUUACCUAAAGAUGAAGACCUGAAUUGGGAUACAGUAGAAUGUAAACCAGGCGAUUUGGUGCUAAUACACGGAUCUGUUCUUCACAGAAGUGAGACGAACACUUCUAGUAAAUCCAGAUUUGCUUACGCAUUUCAUGUUAUUGAUGGUAAGGCAGAUUAUGAUAAACUGAAUUGGCUGCAAUCUGAGAAUAUACCUUCUUUGUGGUGA
Molecule: messenger RNA, 894 nt
Organism: Lachancea fermentati
Lineage: Eukaryota; Fungi; Ascomycota; Saccharomycetes; Saccharomycetales; Saccharomycetaceae
Source: the annotation of a GenBank genome assembly